Molecule: messenger RNA, 786 nt
Organism: Hydatigera taeniaeformis
Lineage: Eukaryota; Metazoa; Platyhelminthes; Cestoda; Cyclophyllidea; Taeniidae
Source: the annotation of a GenBank genome assembly
AAACUGCCCUCACUGAAAAGUGUUGUCAGAUCGGCGGCCAGAAAAUCGAACAAUCGAAGUGUUCAUGGACAAGGAUGGACUCUCUCCAAAUUCAUGUCACUUAAGAAUCCGGGUCAAUCUGCAGUCAGGAAGCGGAAACCAUCGAAAAAAGGACGACAGCGAAGAAGCAUGCCGAAAACGAACACACAACAGGCAGGUUCAGAAUCUGCAAGCCUUCCAGUUCAGUCGUUACCGCAAACGAAACCACACAUGGAUGAUAGAAAUUUUGAGCAUCUGGACCUGGUCUGGGCAAAAUGUCGGGGAUCCCCUUGGUAUCCGGCCAUGGUGAUCAAUCCGGCUGCACCAACCAAGGAAUAUAAUCAAAACGGAGUACCCAUCCCCGUUCCACCUGAGUCUGUUCUCAAUGUCGGGUCCAGUGCCGCAGUUCCUUUUCAGACAGGCCCACUUCGCGUUACGGACGCCGCGAUGAGUCCAAACUCAAACACCGCGUCCCCCUCCCCACUCCCAGUGAACGCUAACACCUUGCCUCCAGCGAGUCCCACAUUCCUCGUUCUGUUUUUCGAUGGAAAACGAACCUGGCAAUGGUUACCAUAUGACAAGCUACUCCCUUUGGCAACCAGCACCGCCAUCGACGAGGAGAAGCUGCACGAGGCUAAGCGAAGCAAACUUAGGCAAUCGGUGGUGAAAGCCUAUGGACGGGCAAUAGAACACUAUUGUAAAGUCAACGGACGCCCGUGUCCGUUCAGUGAUGGGGAUACAGACGAGGUUGCAGCCUUCCGGAAAUAA